Cryptomeria japonica (Japanese cedar) is the source of this 3703-nucleotide messenger RNA. Its product is annotated as galactolipid galactosyltransferase SFR2, chloroplastic. The record is from RefSeq and is a predicted model, not a curated record. NCBI's taxonomy places the organism in Eukaryota, Viridiplantae, Streptophyta, Pinopsida, Cupressales, Cupressaceae. Gene Ontology annotation, biological process: carbohydrate metabolic process. Bases 1109 to 3292 code for a protein of 727 amino acids. Gene Ontology annotation, molecular function: beta-glucosidase activity. The transcript has 13 exons.
UUGUUUCCUCACUGAAAAGUGGCUUACGAGGGGCCACGUCUACCGCCUCAGCCGGUAGUCGCUUGGCCCGUCUAAAGAUAAAUCAUUGCAUUCUACGCCUGAAAUUUUAACAAAAUUCGCUGCGAAAAGACGUCAAAUUGCAGUAAGGGAGCAGGCACCGUUCCAUUGGCCGCGUAUUUUUACAAAAUAUAUUUCCUAGAAUCAGAACGCGCAAAUUAGAGCAAAUAUUGAUCAAGUUUGAAGCAGCAUCUGUAAAUUUGUAAACAUUGAACAAAGUUUUGUUACGAGGGGUUGUACAUAAUGCUUUUGUAAAGAAGACUGGAAUUGCAGUGAAAAUCUAGAGGAAGUUAAGGGAAAAAUACGUGUACAGGUAUUGUCUGAAAUCUAGAAAAUCACAAUUCUAGAUUUUUUGCAGGCUUUUAGCUAAAGACUAGAAAAAGUACUGGCAUUUGCAGAUCUAAGAUUUCAAAGAAAAACUUAAAUUCGAACGAAACGUCACAAGAGCUUAAGACUUCCACAUUCCAUAGUUGAUAGCAAAAGGCUUCUGUAGACGAGCUGUAAUCAGAUUUGUAAAUCGCGAUUGAUAUGAUAAUCAGGGGAACGCAAAACUGAUCUUGGAAGUUGUAAAUACAAAGCUGAAUGCCCUGCUAAAUAUUUGAAACGGGGGUUUUGUAUAAACUUUAAGGUAUAUAGAGGAGAAUUUUUUACAAAGAUUCUGAGGGGUACCGGACUGAUAACAUUCUACAAAGUGGAAUAGAGUGAAUCCUCCUAAAAUUAUAUCUCGAGAGAUUUGCAGACAAGCAUUAUUUAGAUCUUUCUCCAAUUCGCUGACAUUCCAGAUAAUUCAAUUGCAUCUUCUGCUUUAAAUUUUUCAAAAAAACUUGGACCAAGUUUAGGUUCAGAAUCUCUUGCUAAAUAGUGGUAUUAAAUUAUCCAGAUUCGAGUGGCCUUUAUUUGAGUGAGUUAAUUCUGUAAAUAACCUAAACCUAGAUCCAUUGUUCAUCAGCCCAGAGCAGUAUAUCUGCACCAUCCAUUGUUUCCCUACUAAUUUAUGUGUUAUUCCUUUUAUUCCCAAACUUGAACUUCGAGCCAAACGAAAUAACUAGAGAUGGCAGUCUUGCUCCUGAAUGUAUCCAAGCUAUUUGGCGUAGCAGGCAUAAUUGCUGUUGCAGCCAACACCUUUGCCCUUAUUAGAUUUCGCAGAAAGAGAAUGACUCCUUUCGAGAAUCCAAUUGAUGAGUCACAGGAGCUGCUAGCAAGGUUUCCGAUAGACAGAGAUGUGGAUGAUGAUGGCUUCUUUUUUGCCAUUGCAACAAAUUCGUCACUUCUGGAGAAAGAUGCAUGGCCCAUGUUUCCAGUUAAAAGUGAAGACGUGACUUCUAAGGAGGUUGACGACAGUGAUCAUAAAGAAGGCAUGGAAACUGGGUCACAAGAUGGUAGCCAAUUGAAUUUGUUUGAGUCUGAAACUGAUUUGAAGGACAAAAUCACAGGUGAGCAGAAGUUGGGUGAAGAUACAGAGAACAAAGAUAAAAAUUUAUGUGAAAAUUCAAGAAAUGUGUCAACAGUACAUAUAGAUGAGACAUCAGAAAACUCUAAAAAGGAGGAAGGUUGCAGUCAGCAUAGGGAUUGUCACGACUCCUCUUUAGAUGAGUGGGAACUUUUAAGUAUGGAGCAGACGGCAGAUAAAGAGCAGAAAUCACAUGAACAGAUUUUUGGAUUUCCUUCCCUUGCAGACCAUAGCGAAUCAGAGGUAGAUAAUAUGGAUUUGGGUGAUGGAAAAGAACUAUAUAAAAUGAGCGAUCAGCAUGUUGAGCUUCAUGGUAGUGCUGCAGGAAAGGCUGAUAAGUUAUUGGAUCCAACUCUUGAAGGCUUGAUUAAGGGAUUUGAAAACCUUAAAAAGGAGCAUAAAGAGGCAGUCCCUCAAGCAAACGUUCAUUGUCUAGAAGAAAAUCCUAGCUUCUGGUACAAUCCUGAUGAAGAGCUACAUAUGGCUAAAGAGACAAAUGCAACAGUUCUUCGCAUGGGCAUUGAUUGGAGCAGGAUAAUGCCAAAGGAGCCCCUUGAUGGUGUUGAGGAGGCUAUCAAUCAAGAAGCAUUGGAUCAAUACAGAUUGUUCACGGAAAGAGUCCAUACUCAUGGAUUGCGUGUGAUGCUGACUCUUUUCCAUAGUUCUCUCCCUGCAUGGGCUUCUGCUUAUGGUGGCUGGCAAAAUGACAAAACUAUUGAUUACUUCAUUGAGUAUACAAGGGUGGUAGUUGAGAAGUUAUGUGACUUGGUGGACUUCUGGAUAACAUUCAACGAGCCAAAUGUGUUUGCUUUGACAGAGUAUUGUACUGGUGGCCAGACAAAUCUAUUCCAGGCCGCAGCAACGGUUUUAUCUCGGAGGGUUUUCAGGAAUGUUAUAAACAGAAUGGCAACAGCUCAUAUCAAGGCAUAUGAUAUUAUUCAUGACAUAAGACAAAAGUCAUCAAGAAAAUUGGAUGUUGGAAUUGCACAUCGUGCUUCUUUCAUGCAGCCAUAUGGUCUAUUUGAUAUGUCUACAGUCAAGUUUAGCAAUUGGAUGACAAACUGUACCUAUGUAGACAUUGUUUGCAAAAAGCUGGAUUUCUUGGGGAUAAACUACUAUGGGCAGGAAUUCGUAUCAUCUUUUGGAUUGAAACUAGUUGACAAUGAGGAAUACAGUGAAGCAGGAAAAGGCAUAUAUCCAGAUGGUUUAUAUCGAGAGCUCCUUGAACUCCACAACCGCUAUAAGAAGUUCAAUGUUCCUUUCAUUGUUACUGAAAAUGGUGUUGCUGAUGCCACCGACUACCUUCGAAGGCCAUAUAUUUUGGAGCACCUCCUUGCUGUGAAAGCAGCCAUGAAUAAGGGUGUUCCAGUCAAAGGCUACUGCUAUUGUGCCUUGUCUGACAACUGGGAACGGGCCAAUGAACAUAGCCUCCAAUUUGGUCUUGCUUCUAUUGACUGUGAAAGAAACCCAAAGCUUGUUCAACGUCCAUCAUAUUAUCUUCUGUCUGAGGUUGCUAAAUCAGGGUCAAUAACCAAAGAACAAAGGGAUAAAGCUUGGGCUCAACUACAAAAUGCAGUGAUGCAAGAAAAUAUCCACGUCAUUUACCUGGGAAUUGGUGAUCAAAGCACCACAUCUCUAGGUGCUGUGGAAAAAAGGGUUGUAAGGUCCUUUGUUAAAAAGGAUUGGAGGUUUGGUCACUACAAACCAGAUGGUUUAAGAGAUCCUUUGAGUUGCACCAUUAGAUAUUUAUGGAAGCUUCCAUCCAUGGCAUUUGAAAGACAUUAGAAACCCUAGAGAAAGUCCUUCCUACAAUUAUCAGUAAAAACUUAUAACUGAGACUUUGCUAGAUAACGAGAAUGCAAUUUUUUAUAGAAAGAAAUAUGUACAUAAACUUCCCAAGGAUUGUUAAUCCAAUAUUCAAUGUACAAAAACUAUCUGUGCACUGCCAGUCUAUAAUUUAAAUGUCAAACAAGCUUGUUGCUUGAAACAAUAUGAUAUCUCUUGCAUAUUAAAGAUUGAUUCAAAUGUAUAUAUUAGAGGUAGGUUUUACUGAUAAUAUCAUUAUUUGAACAUGUAUACCCAUUGCCUACAGUUGGCUUGUUGGCUUGGACACAGUGGGCUAAGAAUUAGGAAAUCUUGGACAAGAAUUGGCAAAUAUUUGAAUAGAUGAUCCACUUUGGCUUGAAAUUUAUGUCA